This is a messenger RNA of Chroicocephalus ridibundus (black-headed gull), 2081 nucleotides long. It is a transcript of the gene CMC1, whose product is annotated as C-X9-C motif containing 1. Gene Ontology annotation, cellular component: mitochondrion. The transcript is spliced from 6 exons. Bases 280 to 528 code for a protein of 82 amino acids. The record is from RefSeq and is a predicted model, not a curated record. Lineage: Eukaryota; Metazoa; Chordata; Aves; Charadriiformes; Laridae.
GCCGGGACUGCCUGCGCACAUUGCGCAGCUGCCGACGUAGCGCGGAGCCGCAGAUGGAGCCUCCCCCCAGCACCGCAGAUUCCCCCAGUAAUAUCCUUUCAACACUGUGUAACCUCAUAGAAUUAGUAAACUUUAAAAGAUGACUUAAAAAUGACUAGAGAAAUGUUAGUCUGUUGCCUUUUGAUCUAGAAGUAACUGAAGGUGCUCUGAAAAAUAGUGUUUGAAAGCGAAAAUUCUAAGCUGAGACAUGUAGAAAAAGACGUUUUGAUUCCACAAAUAAUGAGGGAGCGAGCCAAGGAGCUGUGUUCAGAUAAAGUGCAAGCAUUUACUAAGUGCUGUCAAGAAACUGGUCUUCUUAUGGUGGUCAAGUGUCGGCAAGAGAACACAGCACUGAAAGAUUGUCUGGUUGGCUACUAUUCUGAUCCAUCAUUCUAUGAAGAAUGCAAAACAGAAUAUUUGAAGCAAAGAGAAGAAUACAGAGCAACUGGAAUUAAGAAAAAAAGACAGAAGCUUACUUCAAAUGUGUAGUUAAAACUUAAAUGAACUUUUCAAAUUUUGUAUCCAACUUCGAUUUGACUUGAUUUAAACAGACUUAAAUCAUCUGUACCCCUCUGCGUGGAAUUUAACUGAAAUACACUAAAUGAGAUGAAUGGAGAAUAAAAUAAUCUCUGAAUUUAAAAGGCAAUUUUUUUAAUUUUCUGCAAUUAAAGAUAUAAAGUACGCUGUCACAGUUUGCAAGAGAAGUUGCAAAGGUCUGUUCCUUUGUCUGGACUUAAGGUUUUGUUACCAAUAUACAAAAAGCCUUUUGGAAUUUAAAACUUGUGUCUAGUUAUGUGUGACAGGCUACAUAAAAACUUCCGGGUGAAUAAUUUAAGUUUUAUUAACUAAUCACAAAUUGGGUAUACAAUAAAACUGGUCUGUUUGUCAUCUGAAGUUGAGGGCCUAUGGAGAUGCUCUUGAUGCUCUUUACUAGAAAAGAAGGAUGGCAAACAUGGAAGAGCAGAGCUUCUUGGACGAAUUUGAUUUAUCUUUUUCAUGAAAACGUGAGUCAUACGAGAGUCUGAUAGUACUUCUGUCUACACCGUGACUCAUUUUUAAGUCUACUUUGUCAGAAGGGAUGGAUGCCCCUGCCUGUGUGUGGCCCCGUCUGGCCCUUUCGGCUCUGGAGAAUGGGAGAAGGCAUGCUGAAGGCCAGAUCAUUGCGAGGAGUAUCCUCCCCCACUUCCCUCUUUCAGAAUGAAGGUGACUUCAGUGAGUGAGCGAGUGACCGCACUUGCAAAAUUAAUAGGAGUAGAGAUGCUUCACAAGCCAGCUGGCUCCCAAGUGACUUCAAAUCUGCGGACUUCUUUUUCAAAUGUUACGGCUUGGCCGCAGCAAUGAGUGAUUGGAUUGGAAAUGCUGCCUGCAGCAAGCUCUCCACCAUCCCGCCCUCCUCGCUCCGGGAUCAGCCCUUCUUCUGAAGUCUCUCUCGGCAAACAUCUCCCCUCCCUUCUCCAGCGCGGGAAGCAGCACAGAAGAUAAACCGAGAGUCAAAGGCAAAGCCUGGAAAUUCUCAGGCACCGCACGGAGAAGCUUAAUUUUAAGUUUCCCUGUCACACAGGACAGGCUGACUAGAAACCUUCUGACACAAGUAGUCAAACCACAGGAACACGCCGUAGCUUGAGGUAGCCAAAUCCUUCAGGUUUCAACAUCCAAGAGGAUACUUUUCCCAGAAUACGCUCAGAGCCUCUACAGAGGACAUUUGGUUUGUUCCUCCUGAAUGGAAGGGAACGAACCUCACAUUUAAUUGUUUGUGUUUGGAGUGACAUUUGUACACAAAUCAAGAAACUAAAACUGAAGAAAAAGAUUAUGUGCCAAAUACAGAAAGGAGAUCUGUAAGUGAAAGCAAUUUCAAACAAAAAUAAAUUUAUUUAAAAUCUUACACAGUAGAAUUCCUUCAUUGCACAAAUCAAAGUAUUAACCAUGUUGACGUCUGUUGGCUAAUACAUGACUUCUUAAUAAAAAAACCCCUCUGUAACACGGAGGUGGGGAACCCCCAGAAGUAAGCUACGUUAGAACUAGAUGCCAUACAGCUUAUGCAG